This is a messenger RNA of Rhineura floridana, 1926 nucleotides long. Its product is annotated as endogenous retrovirus group 3 member 1 Env polyprotein-like. Lineage: Eukaryota; Metazoa; Chordata; Lepidosauria; Squamata; Rhineuridae. The coding region runs from base 1 to 1926 and encodes 641 amino acids. The transcript has a single exon. The record is from RefSeq and is a predicted model, not a curated record.
AUGGCUUCCCUCCCAUUAUGCAGGAUUUGUAUUAAGACUGUCAGGAACCAUAACAAUAUCCAGGACACUAUAGAUUAUCAGAGUAAAUUCAGUUGUAAAGGAACAACUGUCGCUUGCCAGUUUCGUAACGUUAGUUACUCAGCCUGUACUCAGGGAAAUCAGACAACUUGCUAUGACCCCAAAGAAAAUCCUGAUCAUUGGUGGCUCCAGGUAAGGGAAGGCACGCAGAGUGGACGGGUGCUCUCCCAAAUUAGGUUAGCCACCCCUAAUACUAAAGCGUGGAUCAAAAUUGAGCCUUGUGAGAUUUCAAAAUGGCCUGACCAAUGUGGAGGUUAUGAUUGGGAAAAGACCUAUACAUGGAAUGACAAAUACAUCUGCCCGGAAAAAGGAAUAAGUACUGAAUGCACGAAUCAAUGUCCUUACUGGAACUGUGUGGGCUGGGCCACCUGGCAAACUACCGGGAUAAAUGCUCAUCUUUCUAAGGUCACAGUACGAAGUGACUGCGGGCCUCGGAAGUGUAAUUAUGUAAAUUUUACUAUUAAUAAUCCACAGGCCUUUCUGAGUAAGUUUGGGCAACACUUUGGGCUACGCAUUCAUGGCCGGGGAAAGGACCCAUUAGGAUUAUUUUAUCUGAAACUCGUCCAAUUGACACAGGCAGGUCAUACCUUGCAGCAGACCUUCUUCUCCGAAUUCUGGGAGGAAAUAAAAACCCCUUUUCAGGUGCCUGAAGUGGCCAGAAAUUUGUUUAUUACUUUUGCAGAAACUGUUGCCACCACUUUAAAUAUCAGCAACUGUUAUGUUUGUGGGGGGACUCAGAUUGGAGAUCACUGGCCCUGGGAAGCUGCUGAGUUGGAUGUUAGUCAGCCCUAUAACACUACCAAUGUCUCAAACCCCCACAGUCAAUGGAUAUUGAAGGCUACCCUUGUUGGUCGUUGGUGCGUACAAAGAAUCUCCCCCAGAGCCCCGCAGAUAGGUCAGAUGCCUUGUGAGACCAUGACCAUUUUGAAUCAGUCCACUGUUAGUUAUUGGCCCAAUGUCUCUAUGAUUCCGGUUAACCUGUUAUGGACAUUGGAGUUAAAGUUAAGAUUAAAUUUAUCAGUUGUUAACAAUAAUUCCUGGAAAGCAUUGCCAGGGUUUUACUGGGUUUGUGGGAAAUAUGCUUAUUCCAAACUACCCGAACCCUGGGAGGGAACUUGUACCCUAGGAGAGGUCAGACCAUCCUUCUUUCUCAUCCCUCUCAGUGCAGGGGUUCGGUUGGGACAUCCAGUGUAUGAUAGAAAAAAAAGAAUGACGAUUAAGAUUGGUGACUGGAAGGAUGAUGAGUGGCCCCCUGAGAGAAUAGUCCAGUACUAUGGACCUGCGACCUGGGCCCAGGAUGGGUCUUAUGGGUACAGGACCCCAAUUUACAUGUUGAAUAGAAUAAUUCGGUUACAGGCGGUGCUUGAACUUAUAACGAAUGAAACUGCAAGAGCCUUGACUGUCCUGUCUAAAACACAGACCCAGCUUAGGAAUGCUGUAUAUCAAAACAGGCUCGCCCUCGAUUACCUGUUGGCAGCGGAAGGAGGAGUCUGUGGGAAGUUUAAUUUGACUAAUUGCUGUCUACACAUUGAUGAUAAUGGAAAAGUAAUAGAAGACAUAACUGAUAAAAUAAUUAAGCUUGCACAUGUGCCUGUGCAAACAUGGAAAGGAUUUGAGUGGGCGAAAGGAUUGGGCCCAUGGUUCCAAUGGGUAGGAGGGAUACGAGGUAUCAUUGGAAUAAUAAUUGUGGGAAUUUUGAUGUGUGUUUUGUUACCUUGUAUUUUACCUCUGAUUAUGCAAGGGCUAAGAAACAUGAUGGAAAACAUAGCAGACAGGAGAACAGCAGUACAGCUUAUGGCGUUGUAUGAAUACAGAUCCAAAGCUACAUGUGAGAAUGAUACUCCCUGA